AUGCCAUAUGAUGUCCGCCCACUCUAACCGUGUAGCCGAAGACGUCGGCUCUGUCAUGUGAUCAGCUGUGUCCAAUCACUGCUGAUUGCAUGGCACUGAUGAUCAGUGUGCCCUGAUGAUCAGUGUAGCCCCAUCAGUGCCACCUGUCAAUGUACAUCAAUGCCACCCGCCAGUGCCCAUCAGUGCCAAAUCAAUGCCACCUAUCAGUGCCUAAAAGUGCACAUCAAUGCCACAUAUCAGUGCCCAUCUGAGCUGCCUUUCAGUGCCACCUAUCAGUGCUGCCAAUCAGUGUUGCCUAUCAGUGCACCUAACAGUGCCAGUCAGUGCCACCUAACAGUGCCAGUCAGUACCGCCUAUCAGUACCACCUAUCAGUGCCAUAUAUGAGUGCUGCC
Messenger RNA from Staurois parvus, 393 nucleotides. Lineage: Eukaryota; Metazoa; Chordata; Amphibia; Anura; Ranidae. The record is from the annotation of a GenBank genome assembly.